This is a messenger RNA of Trichobilharzia regenti, 171 nucleotides long. The record is from the annotation of a GenBank genome assembly. Lineage: Eukaryota; Metazoa; Platyhelminthes; Trematoda; Strigeidida; Schistosomatidae.
AUGAACACUUUAGUCAUCUUGGUGCUUCUCGUGCAACUAGGAACAGGGAAGGAGUCCGAUUUGACCCCAGAUCAGCAAACUUUGUUAGAACGUCACAAUUUCUUUAGACAAUUGCUGAGCAAAGGUCAAGUUAAAGGUCAACCGAAUAGUACUGUUCCUCUUCGUAAUUUA